AUGAAUAGGAGAAAGAGAGAAAGAAAGGAGUAUUUGCUGCGGAAGGAAAGAGAAAGGCUUGACAAGGAAAUGGAGGAAAAGAAGCAAAGAUUGGGGAUGGCACUAGAGACAAACACAAAGAUACCACAUGAGAUUAGAAAGGAUGCAGCUGCAUUGCUGGAUGAAAUAAUUUAUGAAGGAAAGAUAGAGGAAGAAUAUAGAUAUCCAAAAGUAAUGGUUACAACAUCCAGGAACCCAAGCUCGCAAUUAUUGCACUUCUCAAAGCAGCUGUCCCUGGUGCUUGAUGGUGAAAACUUUAUUCGGGGACAACUGCGUGAAGAAGAGAUAAGUGAUGUAGCACAUAAGCAUGGCUACACAUGCGUUAUAAUUGUCCACGAAAACAGGGGGAGGCCUGCAUCGCUUGUUAUAUCCUACUUUCCAUUCGGACCUACUAUGAAAUUUACAAUAAUAGACCAUUUUAUAACAAGGAGAGCUUUUCCUCUUUCACCUAAGUCAUACUUUGUAUGCGACAACAUGGAAGGCCCAAUUGGAAAAAAGAUCAAGGAAAGGAUGGCAUUGUUAUUUCCUCAAUGUAGUGGGGCCAAAAGAAUAGUUAGUCUGGUAAAUAGAAACGAUACCAUUGCGUUCAGACAUUAUCUAAUAGAGAGGGGAGACAAAACCACUUUGAAUAAAAGUCUCGGGAUGGACCUUAAGGCCUAUGAGAUAAGAAAGGGAACAUUUGAAAUGGACGGGGAGUUUGAAUGGGCUUAUAAGCCUUACAUGAAUUCUAGGAGAACCCGGGAGGAAAUAGGAUGUACAUCCAAGAGGUAA
This is a messenger RNA of Encephalitozoon hellem ATCC 50504, 810 nucleotides long. RefSeq names its product brix domain-containing protein. Gene Ontology annotation, cellular component: Mpp10 complex; nucleolus; small-subunit processome. The record is from RefSeq and is a predicted model, not a curated record. Gene Ontology annotation, molecular function: snoRNA binding; rRNA primary transcript binding. The coding region runs from base 1 to 810 and encodes 269 amino acids. Gene Ontology annotation, biological process: rRNA processing. The transcript has a single exon. NCBI's taxonomy places the organism in Eukaryota, Fungi, Microsporidia, Unikaryonidae.